Molecule: messenger RNA, 900 nt
Organism: Hermetia illucens (black soldier fly)
Lineage: Eukaryota; Metazoa; Arthropoda; Insecta; Diptera; Stratiomyidae
Exons: 3
Coding region: 211-900 (229 amino acids)
Source: RefSeq, a predicted model, not a curated record
AACCGGUUUUUUACUCCCCCUUCAAUAUCUGCAUGUAAAUAUGCCAAAUAAGCAGAAUAUUUUCAAUGCAAAUGUUAGUCAUUAAAUCUACUCCUUCGCGUGCAUACUUAACUACAAUGCACUGAAUAGCUUAUUUUCAAAAAUUCCAAAAAAAUCGUGGUAUUUAUUGAGAUAAUCCAGUGAGUGUGUGGCGACGCUGCUCCGGAAAGAAUGGAUGAUAAAAUCAUUAAUAUUUACGUUACCUUCCUGAAUUAUAAUCCUUCAAAAGCUAAAGAUGGUAUUGUAAUCAAGAACGACGGGUUCUGUUUCCUAAAUUUGGAAGAGCUUCAACGCCAUAAGAAAUUCAGGAGACAGCAAAGAAAUCACGUGGAACCAAAUAUUUAUAAACAUUAUAAAUGGUACUAUUCCAUCCUAAACUAUGAACUUAACUCUGCCCCUGAAGGAUAUAAACUUCGUGUCAAUCAAUUCGAAAUAGAAUCAAAUAAUAUUGAAGCAUUUUGCUUGAAUGGUGACGUCUUCACCGCGGUUACUAUAAUUUUUGGUCCUGAAAUGGAAUACUGGUAUUACUCAACGCCUGAGGAUGAGUCCAACCGUAUAUGUGGAAGUAAAUUACUGGAGAAGAAACGGGGUAUGUUUGGCAAACUGAACAUUAUCGAACUGAAACAGAGACAGUUGAGACCAGAGCCAAACGAUGAAAUCCUAAAUAUUAUCAGCAAAGCCUACUCCCACGAACCUUCUGUGAUAGCAAUUACUGAGCCUCCCUAUUUUGCUUGUAGGUAUGAACAAAGCCUUGACUGUCUAGACGAAAUUUGUAGGUGUAAUAAUUCAUAUAAAUUUGAGACGAUGCUUUCCAAAGCAGAAGAAAUUCAUUGUAUCAAUUUGUUAGAAAGGAGAGGUUGA